Ichthyophthirius multifiliis is the source of this 3138-nucleotide messenger RNA. RefSeq names its product vacuolar sorting protein, putative. The record is from RefSeq and is a predicted model, not a curated record. Gene Ontology annotation, biological process: organelle fusion; vacuole organization; endosome organization. Gene Ontology annotation, molecular function: protein-macromolecule adaptor activity. The transcript has 5 exons. Gene Ontology annotation, cellular component: endosome; HOPS complex. Lineage: Eukaryota; Ciliophora; Oligohymenophorea; Hymenostomatida.
AUGAUUAAAUAAUAUGAAGAAGAUAAUUUAUGUUGGGAAAAUUCUAGAAAUUUAACAGAAAAACAUGGAUUCAGAGAAGAAGAAAUUUCAUCAGAAAUAUUUGAGUUAAAAACUUUAUUAAUCGAUAUGCAAGAACAUGAAAAUAUAAAAAAAUUAAUAAUAUCAUAAAGAUAAAUAAUAAUAUUUACUGCUUCAAACAAAAUAUUCAGAUAAAGAUAUGAUAUAGAAAAUUAAAACUUGGAGUAAUUGUAGUUACCUCAAUCCAACUAAUCAUAUAAUUUGAUUAAUAUGUUUAGAAACAAGGAUAAUUAUAUUUAAAUAGAUAAUUUUUAUUUGGAUAAUACAGGAUAUCAUUGUAUUUUUACUAGUUUAAACGGAAUUAAUUAUUAUUUUAAUAUUAUUGAAAAUAAAAUAAGACAAAACUUAAAUAAAUUUACUAAAAAUAUAUCUUGCAUUACUUUUUAUGAUUAAUUUUGUAAUGAAAAUCAUGUUUAAAUGUUAAUUGGAACAUACGAAAAAGAAUUAUUCUUUUUUUAGAUAAAUAGAAAAUAAAACAAAAGCGAAAUAGAAAUAUAUUCAUUCUAAAUAGAUUCAAUAUAGUUGAAAAAUAAUAUAUAAAAUAUUUUCAUAUAUACAUUGAAUUAAUAAAAUAAUAAAUCAUAUACUUGCGUUUUAAUUGCGAAUAACUCAGCAUUUUAUUAUUUUUAUGAUUAAAAUCCUCUUUAAUAAAUGUUUAAAAAAUAUGAAAAGAAUAAAGAAAUUGUAGAGGAACUACCUUUUAAUUCUUCAAGUUCACUUCUAAUGAACAUUUGUUACUCUUAGAAAAAUUUCAGACCUCAUUCUAUUAUUUAUACAACAGGCGAAGCUUUAGUUUGCACAAAUAUAACUGAUUAUAAGUCAGAGCCAACUGAUGCAUUUUUAAGAAAUAUUAAUUUUUUAUCGUAUAAAAAAACUGUUGAAGAUAAUUAUAAAGUAGAAUAAGACUCAUAUUUAAUUGUUGAAUAACCUAUUUCUAUUGGAAUUACCGAAUUUCAUUAUUAUUUAUUACACACUGAUUAUUUAACUAUAAUGAGUAGAAUAAGUCAUAAAGUUGUAAAAGAAUAUAAUUUGUAAAGUACUUUAGGUAAAGUAAUAGGAAUGCAAUUCGAUUCUUAUUCUAAUGGAUUUAUAAUAUAUACUAAUAAAUGUGUUAAAAAAUUAGCGAUUAAUGAUGAAGAAAAAAAUGCUUGGUUUGAAUAUUUAAAUAAAAAUGAUUUUUAAUAAGCUUAUUCUGUUUGUAAAAAAUAUAAUUUAGAUACACUUGAAUACAUUGCAGGAUUAUAUGCUGAUUCUCUUUUUGAAAGUCAAGAAUAUUAAAUGGCUGCAGAAAAAUACUUUUUCUCAAACAAAAGUUUCGAAGAAAUUGUUCUUAAGUUUAUUUCUUGUUAAUAAACUAUAGAAUGUAUUGAAGAAGAAAGACUAAUAAAAAAAAUUAAAGAAGAUUAACUUAAACAUAGUUAUGAGUUUAUUUUUGAUUAUCAAAAUUAAGAAUUUCUUAUAAAUCUUACUGAAUUUUAAAAUGAAGAAAAUGAAAAAGUAAUUUAGCAAAAAGGUAUUAAUUAUGAUGAUCUUUUAUAGAAACUGAAAAAAGUAACAAUUAAUAAAAGUUAAUAAGUAAACUAGUUGAAAAAAAGUUUUUAGUAAUUUUUGCAAGAAAAUUUAAACGAAUUAGAUGAAUAAACUGUUUUUGAAUUGAUGUAAAGUCAUGGAAGAAUUGAUGAUUGUUUAAAAUUUGCUGAAAGUGUAUAAAAUUAUGAAAACGUAAUAAUUCAUUAUAUAAAUGAUUAAAAUUAUGAAAAAGUAUUAGAAUAUUUAGGUAAAAUUAAUUAAAAAGAUAUUGUUAUGGAAAUACUUUAUAAAUAUUGUCAUAUAUUUUUGUAAUAUAAACCUAAGGAAGUUAUUGAUUUUCUAAUAAAAAAUGCUCAGGAUUAUCAGUUUUCUAAAUUAAUUUCGGGUUUAAUGAAUAUAAAAUCUUCUUUUGGAUAUGGAAUUACAUUUUUGCAACAUUGUAUUGAUGAAUUAAAAAUAAAAGAUAAAAUUAUACACAAUCUAUAUAUUUUCUUUCUCGUAAGAGGUGGUGUAGAAUAUAAGGAUAUAUUGAUUUAAUACAUAAUGAAAUAUACAUAAGAUAAUGAUAAAAACUAAAAAGUUAUGUUUGAUUUUGAUUUUGCUCUACGUUUAUUUGAAAGAAAUGAAAUUCAUGAAUUAGUUAUGGUCCUUUAUGGUCUUAUGGAUUAUUUUGAGCUAGCAGUAAAUUUAGCUUUAUAAAAUAAUAAUAUUGAAUUAGCAAAAUAAUAUGCUUUAAAACCAAUAAGUGAAGACUUAAGAAAAAAACUUUAUUUAAAAAUAGCAAUUUAUAUGAUUAAAAAUAAUAAAUCAUAAGAAAUAUUAGAUAAUGAUUUACUUAAAAUUGAAGAUUUACUUCCUUAUUUUAAUGAGUUUGAUUAAAUUGACUUUUUAAAGGAAUAAAUUUGCAAAAAUCUUGAAGAGUAUAAUAAUUAAAUAGAAGAAUUAAAAGAUGAUAUGAAUAAUUAUAAUAAUAUGUCAGAGAAUUUAAAGAAAGAAAUUAGACUUUACAAUCAAAAAUUUAUUUAUAUUAAAGAUGAAAUAAAUUGUAAACUUUGUUUUGAAAAUAUAAUUGAAUAAGAUCAUUAUGUAUUUCCAUGCUUACAUGCUUUUCAUAGAACAUGUUUAGUAAAAUAAAUAAAAAACGAUACUUUUACUUUUCAAUACAAACAAAAAAUUAUUAUGCUCGAAGAUUAUUUAUAAAAAAUAAAUUUAACUAUUAAAAAUAAAUAGAAGGAAAUAAUACUUGCUUUUAAAUAAAAUAAUAAUGAUAACGAUAAUUAUACAUUUAAAAAAAUAUUUAAAAGUCUAAGCGGUGCCUUUCAACUUAAAAAAGCUAAUAAUAAAAAUGAAGUAGUUUUGUAAUAAUAACUUAUGAAUGUUUUAACUAAUGAAGAUAAAAUGGAGUUUGAAAAAAAUUAAUAAAUAAUUGAUAAUUUACUUUCUAGAGAAUGCUAUUAUUGUGGUAUAGAGUCAGUAGAAAGAGCAUUUAGUUUAUUUAAUAAUCAAGAAUAAUAAUCAUGGAAUUUUUGA